UAUAUUAAUGUGAGUUAACAGGGAUUCACAAAUGUAUUGAUUUGUAUGGAAAGCAUUGUUCACAUGUCGUGACAAACAUUCAAAACAAAUGUAAACAUAAAGUAAUGUUAUUUAACACGAGUUAAGACAUGUUAUGAUAAUAUUGAUCACCAAAUGGCAUAUCUAUUGACACAAAUGAUGAAUAUUACUACAAAAGUAAACAAUUGUCUCAUUUAUAAGUCAUUGACAAGACAUACAAAAUGUCAAAUAAGAUGUUUAACGGGUUUGAAUGAAAAAAAGAGAUUUUACAAGAAUGUAACCAUCACUCAAAAUGAUAACAAAUUUGGUAUUAAUUUGGAUGGAAAGCAACUAAAGACACCAAUUGGUAAUGUCUUUUACACUCAUAGCCAUUGUUUGGCAUUAAUGAUAGCAAAUGAAUGGUUAUCACAGCAAAAGACAAUAAGACUGUCAUCAAUGCAUUUGACACAACUGUGUAACACUGCUAUCGAUAAUCCGACAAACGAUUUCAAUGAAACCAUUGCCCAAAAGAUAAUGGAUUUUAUCGAUUCUGACACUCUUUGCUUUCACGUUAAUCAACCAAAAGAGUUAUCUGAUUUACAGAAAAAAUCGUGGAAUCCAAUCAUUGAAUGGUUCCAAAAGACUUAUAAUUGUCAAAUACCUAUCACUCAAACUGUUUAUUUAAAUCCAAUCAGUGAGACGUCCAGAAACUUAAUUUAUCGACACUUGUGUUCAUAUAAUAUGUGGUCACUAAUAGGUCUUAAGUUUGCCACAGAAAAUCUAAAAUCAUUAAUACUAUCGCUAGCGUUGACCCAAAAGGUAAUAUCUGUCGAUAAAUGUGUUGAUUUGUCGCGUCUUGAGGAGGACUUCGAGAUUGAAAAAUGGGGUCGAAUUGAAUGGUCUCAUGACCUCGAGUUACAUGCAUUGAGGGCCAGAGUGUCAGCCGCUCUACUCUUUUAUUUAACUAAUUGUGAAACCGGACAGUUGUCACAAACAGGGCAUACUUAUGCCCGAAGUAUUGAAUACAAUAUUUAAGCGUUAAGUUAUUAGUUUAAUAUUUUCAAUAA
This is a messenger RNA of Oppia nitens, 1064 nucleotides long. RefSeq names its product ATP synthase mitochondrial F1 complex assembly factor 2-like. The transcript has 2 exons. Lineage: Eukaryota; Metazoa; Arthropoda; Arachnida; Sarcoptiformes; Oppiidae. Gene Ontology annotation, biological process: mitochondrial proton-transporting ATP synthase complex assembly. The record is from RefSeq and is a predicted model, not a curated record. Gene Ontology annotation, cellular component: mitochondrion. The coding region runs from base 154 to 1032 and encodes 292 amino acids.